AUGUUCGUACGCGACCCGCAGGUACUUGUGGUGUGCAACCCGGCCAACACGAUUGCUCUGGUCUGCUCCAAGUAUGCGCCCUCUAUUCCCAAGGAGAACUUCUCCGCCUUGACGCGCCUCGACCACAACAGAGCCAAGAUGCAGAUUGCGCAGAAGCUAAAGGUGACGGCUGGGGACGUGCGCAACGUGAUCAUCUGGGGCAACCAUUCCUCCACCCAGUUCCCGGACGCUAGCCACGCGUCGGUGACCGUCAACGGUCGGAGCGUCAAGGUCACCGAUGCCAUAAAAGACGAAGCCUAUUUUCAGGGCGAAUUCCUCACCAUGGUGCAGGAGCGCGGAACCGAAGUUUAUGAGGCGCGCAAGCUCACCAGCGCCAUGUCGGCAGCUAAGGCGGCGGCUGACCACGUGCACGACUGGUGGCACGGCACCCCUGAGGGCGAGUGGGUCUCCAUGGCAGUAAUGAGCGACGGUUCGUACGGGUCACCGGUCGACGUGGUUUUCAGCUACCCUGUGCAGAUCGAUGCCCACCGGCGCUGGCGCAUCGUGGACGGACUGUCCAUGUCGGACUUUGCCCGGGGCAAGCUCGAGGUCUCUGGCAAGGACCUUGUCGAUGAGCGCAAUGAGGCGCUGGCCGUCUGCAAGGACUGA
Molecule: messenger RNA, 648 nt
Organism: Dermacentor silvarum
Lineage: Eukaryota; Metazoa; Arthropoda; Arachnida; Ixodida; Ixodidae
Product: malate dehydrogenase, cytoplasmic-like
Exons: 4
Coding region: 1-648 (215 amino acids)
Biological process (GO): oxaloacetate metabolic process; tricarboxylic acid cycle; malate metabolic process
Cellular component (GO): mitochondrion; cytosol
Molecular function (GO): L-malate dehydrogenase (NAD+) activity
Source: RefSeq, a predicted model, not a curated record